Messenger RNA from Achroia grisella, 7374 nucleotides. RefSeq lists its product as uncharacterized. The coding region runs from base 1 to 6684 and encodes 2227 amino acids. The transcript is spliced from 12 exons. Gene Ontology annotation, molecular function: protein binding. Lineage: Eukaryota; Metazoa; Arthropoda; Insecta; Lepidoptera; Pyralidae. The record is from RefSeq and is a predicted model, not a curated record.
AUGUCAGCCACAUCAGAAUAUGAACCUACGGCCCGGCAAGAUUACGGGCCGGCCACCUCCAGUGAAAAUGUGUAUGAACAUUUAUUGGAUCACAAAUUAGCAGAUAAUAUGAAUGUAUCAAGUGUAAGGACUCCUGUGUUACGGGCUGUGCCCAUUUCUCCUACGGAGGGUGAUCCCGAACCCGACUCUACUAACCCUGAGAGCAUUAUUCAGGCUGUACAGAAUAAAAUAGAUAAAGAAGUAGAAUAUCACAUUGCAGAGAAGAGAUGUGAUACAGAUAUGUCUGUUGAUACCCUUUCUGGAAUUGUUAGAAUUGAGGAGACUACUCUAGAUAAUGUAGGACACAUUACCUACCCAAUAAUACAAGAAACGGAUGACUCCAAUGAUGGUAGCUAUGUAGAGAAUUCUGCAACUCUCAUCCAAGCCCCAUUAAAUACAGCAAUUGUUCAAAAUGUUACUAAAUUGCCACAGAAUUUCACAAUAAAUGUGGACACAGCAGCGGGAAACAUCACAGCUAUACAAAAUGUAUCCCAAGAUGUUUCAGGCAAUCAAACUUUAUGGCUGCCCACCACAAUCCUUGCAACCAGUGCCCCUACAGAUAGUAAAAGUGAUGAUGACCAGUCACAAAAUGGGGUGUCUCAGAUAAUAAUUACCAGUGAAAGUUAUGUUAAUGAUACCAAUCAAGUAGGUAGAAGAGCUAAUAUUGUCACAGAGACAAAUUAUGUGAAUCGUCCAAAAGCAUCCAAAGUUCAGAUAUUAAGUAAUAUAUCUAUUCCUAAAAACCCUACUUAUUCUCCACAAUACAUCACUCAGGGUAAAGAAAUAGCACCAUCUCAUUUCUACAAAUGGAGCACAAAUGUAGUUUCUCAGAAACAUUUGAAUAAUUCAGUGCUAUGUACAAAACCGCCAAAAAAUCAAACAUUAAAUCAAUCACUAAUUGGAUGUUCAUCCCUGGCCCCUAAUGUUAUAAACAACAGCCCAAUUAAAAAUGUUUCUUACAGUCAUACUUUUACUAAGGGCACAAAUUUAAAUAAAGCAUUAAAUAAGGUUAACAAUGGUGCUAACUUAAAUGCUAUUGUUGCUGCAUCUUCUGGCAACACACAGUGCCAUAUUCUAUCAAGAGUUGUUUCUGGUCCUAACAAACUGUCCGUUCAUUCAGGAAGAAAGUCUGUGAACGCAAUGAAAGGAUCAAAAAACUCGAAUCAAGUGUCAGGACAAAAGAACCAAUCCAGAGCUAUCAAAAUAAUACAGCAAACUGGUGCAGCUCAUAAAUCAGAAACUAAACCUUCUAAUGUUACUUACAAAAACCAAUCAACUCAACAAUCAGGAUUUAGUAGUACUGAUUCAAAAAUAAUACAGAAAGUUGGAAGUCCAACUGACAAGCCAAAUGUUCAACAGCAGCCUUUGUCUGUUCAAAAACUUCCUUCGAAGGGAGAGCGCUUAGUGCUCCAGUCACCUGUUGGGCCAGUGUUGAUCUCGACUGCUCCAAUAAGUACAAGUUUACCCAAAGGGCCCCAUUAUGUCCAAUCAGGAUCUACACCAAAUUUACGUUACGUCCAAACCUAUGGUCCCACAGACAAUCAGAUCUCCGCUGUAUCACAAAUUUCAGCUAAUCAACAGCUUACAGCUCAAAUAUUGCAGUCAUUGUCGCAGCCUAAGUUAAUGUUGCAGUCAGCUCCCAGCCCAGUUGUGACUACUGUUCUCACUACACCCACGAUAAAUAUGGAAGAAAUUAUAUCAAUAAAACCAACCAAUCAAAAGAGAAUUGUCUUUGGCGACAAAUCGACUUUACUGACCGCAGAUGAUAUAAUAGGUAUGGAGGAGAGACCAAAUUUAUCUGAAGAAUUGAGACGGUAUUCAUUCCAAACAUUGGCAUUCAUUAUGCUGGAUCAUACCUAUGCUCUUCCAGCACAGAAACAACCUUCGACCACUACUCCAAUUACUACAGUAUCUACUGCAACAACUACUAUUGCUUCUCCAACUCAAACCACUUCACCAAUUAGUCCCAUGAAGAGAAGUUCUCCAGUUAUAAUGUCCACAUCAACAUUGGAGUUACCAGUAACAGUGCCAACCAGCGUAAUAGCUCCUCCAACACCUGUGACCACCAUAAGUAAUGUACAGAUGGGAGCUAUAACAUACAAGCCACAGCCACAGCCGGCACAAGAUGAUGAUGCAGCCUCAGUAAUAUCAUCUCUGGAUGGCGAUAGGGCGCAAGCACCAAGAGGAGGUAGUGAUACGGAGACUGCACCUGAGGGUGAAGAAGAAGGCAAGACGAGAUGUAUUUGUGACUUCACCCAUGACGAUGGCUACAUGAUAUGUUGUGAUCGAUGUGGCGAGUGGCAACACGUCGACUGCAUGGGUAUUGAUCGGCAAAACAUACCAGACGCGUAUAUGUGUGAGUUGUGCUUGCCACGGCUUAUUGAUCGCCGUCACGCACGAGCUAUACAAUUAAGAAAACGAGAAGAACUAAGUGCUAUGGGGGCUUCGGACUCUGACUCAUCCGAAAGUAGCCGCCACCCUGGACAAAGAAGAAAGCGUUUGUUAACUGUUACUACUUACACAAAUACCAGUGGUUCAUUUGUAACCACGUACAAUUCAAACAUACCAGUAUUGCCACCGCUACCGCAGCCAUCAGUACCAUUACCAAAGCGUGGCCCUAAAAGACCCAAGAAAGCAGAAGUUGUGAGGAAGGGAACCAAACGAAAACUAUCAGAAAAGAGGGUUAAACGUAAGAAAGAAAUUAUGAUGAGUAGAAAUAAAUAUAAUACGAACUUAUCAAAUCAGUCACAUUGGCAAGAUUCAUAUGAACUUGCUAUGACUAAUCAUUAUAGCCCUGAAUUGCGUGCUAAAAUUGUUAAAUACAGUAGUAAAUUGGGUAACACACCAAACAUGGCAUCUGCAAUAACUGCUCAUUUGUGUACCACUGUACCUCAUGCCGGUGGAAAAAUCCUUAUUUCAACUAAAGAGUUGAAGGAGAAUACUCCUAUAAUUGAAUUGAGGGGAAAAUAUAUGCUGUCAAAUCAACAUCGGCCGCAAUUACAAAAUUCCGCCAGGGCAGGAAGUCAGAAGCCUGGUCCAUUUGUCUUCUUCUAUAGAUUACCCAAAGAUAACACCCAAAUAUGUAUUGACACAAGAACAUAUGGAAACGAAGCGAGAUUCGUACGCAGAUCUUGUAAGCCUAAUGCUGAACUUCAGCAUUGCAUUGUCAAAGGAGCAUUACAUGUUUAUUUGGUUACUAUUGGAGUUAUACAGUCUAACACAGAAAUUACUGUGGGACAUGACACAGAUGGUAGUAAACAGCCAUGCGCUUGUGGCAACCCCAAACAUUGUAAGGUGAAUGGUCUAAAUUCUAUGGUAUCAAGAAAAAGUGUUGACUAUCCUAGGGAGAAAAGAAGUAGAAAUCGAUGUUUCAGCUCAUCAUCUCCACUAUCACCGCCACCAGAGCCACCGCAACCGACUACUCCAAUCAAAGAAUUUACUCCGAGUACUCCGAGUUUGCCUGUCAAAGUUGAAAAGAAGUCACCUAUCAAACAGGAAUGUUCACCAAUGUCACCAAUAAAGGAAAAUAUUACACCCUACAAUUAUGAUCACCUGACAUUGCAGGACAUAAAACCUGAAAUAGACUUGCUUUCAAAAGAGGAAUUACAACCAGAAAUAGAUGAACCUGACUAUGCGCCAAUACCAGAAGAAAAGCCAAAGCUUGAGGCUCCAUCGCCAAUUAAACCUGAGCCUGAUCCAGAGCCAAUUAUUGAGGACAUAAAACCUACGAAAGUGGAAAACGAAGUUCUACCUGAAAAUGAUAAUUUGUUUUCUGAUGAAGAAAAAAUUGAGAAGGUAGAAGAGAAAUUUACUAUAAAAGAAGAUGAACCUAAAGAUGAGGUGAAACAAGAGAUUAAACAAGAAGACGACAGGCCAGCGACUCGAGAGUUUACCGCAAAGUCGGCUUGUCACGACAGGUCUUCAAGAUCUAGUAGAACAACCUGUGUCAAUCAGGAUUCUUUAGAUGACAAAACUGAUGACUCUCAAGAUAAAAUACAGACGGUUAAUAAAGAGAAAGAUAAAAGAAAAAUGACACGCGAGGAAAGAAAAAUGGAAGCGAUAAUGAAGGCAUUCGAAAGAAUGGAAAAAGCAGAACAGCGUAAACAAGAAGUAAAAGAGAGGCAGAAGAGGAGAGAGUCCGAUCCUCAUCCUAAUGCAACAGAGAAAGAAGACGACGAAGAUGUACAUAAUUCUUCCAAGAGACGUAGAAAACGCAAGGGUCGCGCGCGGACGACGUCGCAGUGCACCCGGCGGCGGCUGGACUCGGGCGACAGCGAGCUGGUCACGUCGCCCGACGAGGCGCACCACUCGCCCUCCCCGCCGCCCGCGCCCGCGCCGCGACACCUGCUGCCGCCGCACACACAGGAUCUGGGACUUAGCUCGGCUUGUUUAUUAGUAGAGGCGGCAGUUGGGUCGGUAGAGUCGACUUUCAAACUGCCCAAAACGAAAAAGACUAUCGCAACAGAAUGGAUAGGACGGUCCCCUGAACGGACGCCAUCCCCUUAUCGUUCUCCGUACCAACCUUCUUUAGUAGCGGCAACUUCGUUGGAAAGCCUCGUCCAAGUUGCGUCCACUAUGAUUGGUGAUUUGAGUGGAUCCCAAGACAUAGAUCACGAGGGAGAUAACGCUCAUUCCUCACCGCCUAGAACGCCUCUUAGAGACAGAAAUAAACCUCCGAAAAAAGCUAGAAGGAUUACCAGAAACACACCUCCAACAGAAGUAACUGAAGUGGCCCCAAUAAUAAUACCGCAGCACAGUGCCAAGAAGAGAUGGUUGCGACAGGCUAUUAGUGAAGAGAGUGACUCACCUUCUGCAGAUGUAUUUGUUUCAGAAUCCCCGCCUAAUGAAAUGAUAACCCCAUUAAAGAAGAGGAGGUUAGCGAGAGAAUCAUUGUCUUGCGACCAGAAUCCAAUUGUGCCUUGCAUUGGUGAAGUCUCGCCUGUUUUAACGUCAGAGGACUCUCCAGUAAAGGAUGAUCCGCAAACUGUUACUCGGCAAUACGCAGUACGAAACAUAAUGGAUAAUAUUUAUGGUAGGGACCGGACAAGGUCUGACAGCGGCCAAGGUUCAGACGAUCAGUGCAAUAUGGAUAACGAUGUUUUGAAUUUAAAUAUAGUUCCACAUGACACUGAAAAUAUAAGAAGGAUAAUUGGUGUGCCGCCUACCACUGAAGAGUACCGGUUGCUACCUGCGAUAACGAAACCAGAAGAUAUCAAAACCAAUAAUAACAAUGUUGAUGUUGAAGACACCAAUUACAACAAAGUCGUACCUAUGGACAUAGACACGACGGUGUCAGCUCAGCCUAAACUGGAAUCUAAUGAGAAUAGCAACAGUGAUAUUAAAGGUAUAGAUAGUCCAAAUGACAAAAUAAACAGUUGUCAAUCAGCGGACACUAGUGGCAACUCGUCUCCACAACGCGACGAAAUGGAUGAUAUACAGAAAAAAAUUCAUUCGUUCCAUACAGAGAACAUACAAAUACUAAAAAGUAGAAAUAAAAAGCCUAAAGAGAAACGGAAGAAGGUGAAUUUGAACUUUGAUCUCAACAUGGUGGAUGACCAAAUCAGUAUUCAGCUGCGUACAGAAAACGACACGGCGAUUAAUGGCGAUAUCCAUGAAGAUUUCAGCAACGUGUCACCUGAGAAUAUCCCAUUGCCAUCUGUAGAAUCUAUACCAUUGCCUUCGCCGAAAAAUAUACCUUUGCCAGAAGAUCCCAGUCCGUUGUCAUUGAUACCUCCACCAGAGGCUAUCCCACUGCCAGAAGAGCCAAUGACGCCAACGAAACCCAUCAGAGCGGCUUCGCCCAUUGAAAAAGCCGACGAGAAGCAUUCUAGUGACAGCGACAAAUCGUCGACACUGGAUAACACGACGUUACAAUUCUCUUCGCGUUUCAGUUCAACAGGACUAUUUUCUGGAAUUUUCAGCAAUAUGUACCAAAGUUUCAAUAAAGACAACCCCGUUAAUGAAAAUGUGCCGUCUAUAAUAAAGAGUGCAAUAGAUAAAACUACAAGUUUAGAUAAUAGUAUAGUGGAAAAAGACACGCUAGUGGACGAAUUUAAAAAUGUUCAUGAAAUAUUGAACCGUGUGAACAAUAUGGACUCUAAUAACAGUGUGAUAUUAUCGGGGGUGUUGAAGAGCUCGAACAAGUCGGACCUGUUGUCGCCCACUCCGAAGACGAGCAGCAAGCCCUACUGUCCGAGGAACAACGACCCUCGGCUCAACCCGCCGCCUGCUGAGAAACCGAAACCGGUCAGAAGGAAGCUCUCUAUCAGUGAGUACCGCAAGCGGCUCAAGGGGGCGCCCGGGGCCGAGCCGGCCGGCGGCGGCGGCGGCGGCGGCGGCGGCGAGGCGGACGCGGGCCCCGAGUGGUCGUCGGAGUCGUCGGCGGCCGCGUCGCUGUCGCCGCAGCGGCUGGACGUGGUCGCCGCGCAGGCCGCCGACGAGCUCGAGCAACGCCUGCACAGGGAACUCGCCUCGUCGCACACCUUGAAAGGUGUGUUCGAUGCUCAGCCAACGGCAUUGGAACUACAGCGGGAGAACUUGAGUUCUCGGUUGCGACGAGAGUUCGGGCUGGCGCUUCCGGACGACGAAGAGGCCCGCCCGCCCACGGACAACGAUGGCGCGGCUUCGAAGCGGUGCGACAGAUAGAGGCGGCCGGAGUCGCCCCUGUGCGCAUAUAAAUAAGACAUAUUUUUGUAAAUCUCACGUCGGCGCCGGCCCGUCGCCUGUAUUAUCAUAAAAUUAAUAUAACUUUUAUAUGACUCGUGUAAGGUGCGCUAGUGCGCGUUUGUAUAUUUCCGUUUCUUCUGUUUUUAAUUUUCACGGUUUCUCUGCAAGUACAAAUUGUUUUUAUUUCCCCCUUUGUACAUAUUGUAUAUAGGAGUUAAGGUAAAGCUAGGUAAACUACGCAGAUUAUAUGUAUGUAUAAUGGUAUAAAAGAUUUUUUAUAUAUGUACAAUGUUUAUGUAUCCUAUAUUUAUUUAUUAUAAUUGACCUAUCGGUAGUGCGUUUAGAUGCGUUAGAUAGGGACUUUUUGUACGCUAAUGUUUAAGUAAAUUAUAGUUGUUUUUAUUAUUUGUUUUACCUUUUGUAGCGUAUAUAGGGGGCCCGCGGGCUCGUCCUAGAGAUGUAGGUCUUGUUAGUGUUACAGAUUUCACAUGUACUAGAUGAUACGAAAUCGCAUUAGCCAUUUUAUAGGUUAAAUCUGUGUUAUGAGGGGCAUCCAUAACUUACGUCACACAUUAACGGAUUGGUGAGUGUUCGAAACAAUGUGACACAGUGGGACAAGGAUGGGAGGAGUUAUAAAUGUCGUGACGUCACAUUUCAAAGUCUACAUAU